Molecule: messenger RNA, 1724 nt
Organism: Eriocheir sinensis (Chinese mitten crab)
Lineage: Eukaryota; Metazoa; Arthropoda; Malacostraca; Decapoda; Varunidae
Product: translation initiation factor IF-2-like
Exons: 3
Coding region: 429-1724 (431 amino acids)
Source: RefSeq, a predicted model, not a curated record
UUCGUCUGCCUCGUGUUUGCGGCGCGUUCAUAGUUUGGAAAAGUAUUGACAGUGCAUUUGACAGAUCUGUCUGUGUGUGCGCGCGGAUCACGCCUGUCCCCGCGACAAGCAGAUUCUUUCCUCCUGUGACGCCGCGCACCAAGGAACCAUCUGUUGUAGCUGCUCGGCCUUCGCUGCUACAGGCCAAGGAAGACAACCUGGCAACACAGCAACACAGCUCGGCCGGCGGUACAGCUUCGGCAUUAUUGGUGGGCUGUUUGUUUACUUUGUCAGGAGCACUAGAAGGGCCGACAAGGGCAGGCCCUUCUCCAGCCUCUCAGGAGUGUGGCAGCUCUCGAGCCACUUGUCUCGCGUGCUUUGUGGCGGAACUUUAAAUAUACACUUCGAAAAUGCUGUAACCAUAGGGAGAGGACAAAAAAAGACUAGUCAUGAUGAAGCCGACAAAGACAUUCCGACACGUGUUGGUGGGCUCCUUGUUCCUCUCGGUCGUGUGGGCUGAAAGGACGCAAACAGUGGACUCGCAGCAAAAUGUGCACCUCCAGAAAUACGAAAACUCGCACAACACGUACAGAGACGCGCACGGCCUUCAGAGAUCGCGAAGGCAAUCCAACCAUUACCGAGGAACGGAGGAACAGGAAGCGGACUAUCCGACUCAAACAGGAACAGCGACACCGAUCAACUAUGGAUCUUCAGACAUCCUUCAGACAUCUCAAAAGGAGUUCGAUGUUGGGACCUCAAAUAGCCUUCGGAGACCUCAAAAACCGAUCAACAUUGGAAACUCAGACACCCUUCAAAGACCUCAAAGACAGUUUCAAGUUGACACCUUAGACAGCCUUCAGAGACCUCGAGGAGAGAUCAACGUUGGGGCCUCAGACACCCUUCAAAGACCUCAAAGACAGUUUCAAGUUGACACCUUAGACAGCCUUCAGAGACCUCGAGGAGAGAUCAACGUUGGGGCCUCAGACACCCUUCAAAGACCUCAAAGACAGUUUAAAGUUGACACCUUAGACAGCCUUCAGAGACCUCGAGGAGAGAUCAACGUUGGGGCCUCAGACACCCUUCAAAGACCUCAAAGACAGUUUCAAGUUGACACCUUAGACAGCCUUCAGAGACCUCGAGGAGAGAUCAACGUUGGGGCCUCAGACACCUUUCAGAGACCUCAAAGACAGUUUAAAGUUGACACCUUAGACAGCCUUCAGAGACCUCGAGGAGAGAUCAACGUUGGGGCCUCAGACACCCUUCAAAGACUUCAAAGACAGUUUCAAGUUGACACCUUAGACAGCCUUCAGAGACCUCGAGGAGAGAUCAACGUUGGGGCCUCAGACACCCUUCAAAGACCUCAAAGACAGUUUAAAGUUGACACCUUAGACAGCCUUCAGAGACCUCGAGGAGAGAUCAACGUUGGGUUCUCAGACACCCUUCAAAGACCUAAAAGACAGUUUCAAGUUGACACCUUAGACAGCCUUCAGAGACCUCGAGGAGAGAUCAACGUUGGGGCCUCAGACACCCUUCAAAAACCUCAAAGACAGUUUCAAGUUGACACCUUAGACAGCCUUCAGAGACCUCGAGGAGAGAUCAACGUUAGGGCCUCAGACACCCUUCAAAGAUCUCAAAGACAGUUUCAAGUUGACACCUUCGACAGCCUUCAGAGACCUCGAGGAGAGAUCAACCCUUCAGAGACCUCGAGGACACAUCAACAACGAAACCUCAGACACCCUUCAUAG